Molecule: messenger RNA, 2769 nt
Organism: Spodoptera litura
Lineage: Eukaryota; Metazoa; Arthropoda; Insecta; Lepidoptera; Noctuidae
Gene: Pgm1
Product: phosphoglucose mutase 1
Biological process (GO): carbohydrate metabolic process
Cellular component (GO): cytosol
Molecular function (GO): phosphoglucomutase activity; magnesium ion binding
Source: RefSeq, a predicted model, not a curated record
CUUAUGACAAUAGUUUUGUAAUAACUUUGAGGAGCGAUCUUCUGACCUUAAAAACUCCGAUAAUAAAUGUUAUUUAAUUAGGACGGAGCGCCGAGGUUGCUCGUGUAUUCGGACAGAACGUAAUUUAAUUCAUAAAAAAUGCCUAGUGUAGUAAAUGUGGACACAAACCCGUUUGAGGGCCAGAAGCCGGGCACGAGUGGUUUGCGUAAAAAAGUUAAAGUUUUCCUUCAAGAACAUUACACGGAAAACUUCGUGCAGAGUAUUCUGGAUGCGAAUAAAGACUCUUUGGCUGGAUCUACGCUGGUAGUCGGCGGAGACGGCCGAUACCUUGUUAAGGAGGUUGUAGACAAAAUUAUCAAAAUCUCAGCUGCCAAUGGAGUCGGAAGGCUGCUGGUCGGUCAGGAUGGUAUCCUCUCCACUCCCGCUGUCUCCUGCAUCAUCAGGAAAUACAAGGCUCUUGGUGGUAUCGUCCUCACAGCGUCUCACAACCCGGGUGGCAUAGAUAAUGACUUUGGAAUCAAAUUCAACUGCGCCAAUGGCGGCCCAGCGCCCGACGCGACCACCAAUCAGAUCUAUGCCCUCACCACCGCCAUUAAACAAUACAAGAUAGUUCCAGACAUUGCUUGCGAUAUCUCCAAGAUCGGUGUUUCUAAUUAUGAUAUUGGUGGACAAAAGUUCACAGUAGAAGUUAUUGACCCAGUAAAUGAUUACGUGGCGUACAUGAAGGAGAUCUUCGACUUCAAUAAGAUCAAGGCACUGAUACAGGGCACGGAACAACGGAAGCCAUUCAACGUACUCAUCGAUUCUAUGAACGGAGUAACCGGUCCCUACGUAAAGCGUAUAUUUAUCGACGAGUUGGGCGCUAGGGAGGGCAAUGUGCGACGUAUCGUACCUCUGGAGGACUUUGGAGGCGCCCAUCCAGAUCCAAACCUCACUUACGCUGCUGACCUCGUGAACGCUGUCAAGGGUGGAGACUAUGACCUCGGAGCUGCUUUUGAUGGAGAUGGUGACAGGAACAUGAUAAUAGGUCGCGGCGCGUUCUUCGUGACUCCGUCAGACUCGCUGGCAGUGCUAGCCAGCUACUUGCAGCUGAUCCCCUACUUCCAGCGGACCGGAGUCCGGGGCUUCGCUCGCUCCAUGCCCACUGCAGCCGCUGUGGACAGAGUCGCGGCUGCUACUGGCUUCGAGAUGUUUGAAGUGCCUACUGGCUGGAAAUACUUCGGCAACCUAAUGGACGCUGGUCGCCUGUCAUUAUGCGGCGAGGAGAGCUUCGGUACAGGCUCCGACCACAUCAGGGAGAAGGACGGACUGUGGGCCGCCCUCGCCUGGAUGUCCGUACUGGCCGGGACCGGACACUCCGUCGAGGACAUACUCAAGGCGCACUGGGCUAAAUACGGCAGGAAUUAUUUUACUAGAUACGACUACGAGGAGUGUGCAAGCGACUCCUGCAACGAGAUGAUGCAGGUGUUGGAGAAGAAGAUCACGUCGCCCGGCUUCGUCGGCUCCUCCCACUCCGCCGGGGGGAAGACCUACGUCGUCAAACUAGCUGACAACUUCUCCUAUAUGGAUCCUAUCGACCAGAGCGUUGCUAUGAAACAGGGUCUCCGCAUAAUUUUCGAGGAUGGUUCCCGCAUUGUGUUGCGACUCAGCGGUACUGGCAGCUCGGGAGCUACCGUCAGGCUGUAUAUAGACUCGUACGAAGCUAAAGACGUGUUGGGUGACGCUCAAGUAAUGCUGAAGCCCCUGAUAGACGUCGCUCUACAGAUAUCUGAACUACCGAAAUACACCGGACGUGACGCACCUACUGUUAUCACAUAAUUACAUAGCAUAUAGUAUGUAUGUCAUAAAUAUAUCUUCCUUUUUCUAUAACAAACCCAAGUUUCGUAAAUGUUCGGUUAUCAAAAAUGGUCAAACUUAUUAAAGUUCUGUUAUCAAUAUAAAUAAACAAAAAGGAUAGCAAAAAAGUAUCGAUAAUUUUCCUUAUGUAUGUUCGUACAGUCAAAGGUCAAAAGUCCACCACCGUGAGUGAUGUUUACACGGCAAUGCGUAAGUAAUUUCAUAUUAAUGUGCGUAACAACGCGUGCGUACACAUAAAUACACGCACCCGUACGCACACGGAUAAUAAUAUGCGUGUGCAUGUGUGGAUAACCGAUAGUAGUCUUACGGUGGCAGUAGACUUUUGACCUUUGACCGUACAAUAUGAAUAUAAAAUAUUCGUAGUUCUGGGUGUUUCUCUGAAAAACUUUAAACUUUUGUUUUAACAUAUCAUUAUCCUACCGCGUUGUUAAGCAUCGUGGUGACUAUCAGCAUCUGUAGUUUUAUUGGAUUGGUUGAGAGCUCACACGGCUCAAUUUCUUGAAACCAAUUUAUGUGUUUUAAUGAGCAGAAGAACUUUGUGCUUAGGAUAAAGAUACUGUUAAUGUUUUGCGAUAUUUUUUUGUACAAUCACCAUUCUGCUAUAUGAAGUGAAGGUCGCAAUGUCUAAGAAAAAACAGAAUGAUUAUAUAUAUUAUGUAUAAAGUUUUGUUUAGAAAAUCAUACUGAAUGGCGUUUAGCAUACAUAAUAGAGUAGUUGCCAGCGUAUAGAAAUUAAAAAUCGAAUUAAUCCGUCAGUUAGAUGAUGAAAAAAUAUUAGACACGUAUUUUUUAUUAAGUUGCAAUACUUAGAUAAUAUGGUGUUAAAUUUAAGAGUGAGAGGUCGUUACGUCACAACGUGCUAUAUUUUGUAGCACAUUGUGACGUCAUACGAUAUUUAAAAUCAAUAUAUCG